Ostreococcus lucimarinus CCE9901 is the source of this 2106-nucleotide messenger RNA. It is a transcript of the gene Exo1c, whose product is annotated as Exodeoxyribonuclease I. The coding region runs from base 1 to 2106 and encodes 701 amino acids. Lineage: Eukaryota; Viridiplantae; Chlorophyta; Mamiellophyceae; Mamiellales; Bathycoccaceae. The transcript has a single exon. The record is from RefSeq and is a predicted model, not a curated record. Gene Ontology annotation, molecular function: 5'-flap endonuclease activity; zinc ion binding.
AUGGGCGUCGACGCAGGGUGGAAAGCGUUCGACGAUGCGGUCGUCCGCACGUCCAUCGGCGGCGAGUUCGCCAACGCGAAAGCGGGGGUAGACGCAAACAUCUGGAUACACCAGGGGUGGGCGAUGCGAAAAACUGGUUCUGUUCAGGAUAAACUGGAUUCGUCUGUAGAAACGGUCAUUUCGCGCGCUACGAAGCUCGUGAAUGCAGGUGUCUUCCCAGUCCUUGUUUUCGACGGUGCGAGGACUGCACACAAGAAGGAGACGCACGCGAAGCGAGCAGGUACGAUAGGUGAAAAAUUCGAACGAUGUUAUUUGCCUCGGAUACUGAAUGAAGUGCGGAAGCGUGGAUUCGUGUACGUCGUGGCGCCAAACGAAUCAGAUCACCAGUUGAAGUACAUGGAGUCGAGUGGUCUCGUUGAUUUCGUGUUGACGGAUGACACAGAUGCAGUGGUGCUCGGGUGCGCCAAGGUCGUCCACAAGGUGUCUUGGAGCGUUUCGACGUUAAAGUGCAACGUUUUUAACAGAAACAACCUGAGGAUGCCGGUAGACACGAACGAGGUGAACACAGUUGCGGAGCUCAUGUGCAUGCACGGCGACGCCGCCAUGCGCUUGUGGGCGGCGGCGAGCGGGUGUGAUUACAGGGAGGGGAAAGUUCCCGGACUUGGACCCCAAACGGCUCUGAAAGCCAUUGUAGCGUGCAUACAGAGUGCAGAGACUCUCAGUAUCCGCUCUUUUGUGAAAUACCUCGUCAAGAAGGACGUCGUCGACGCGAGUGAUGAGGACACGCAAAUUCUCAAACUUGAGGAAAGCCUGGCGGGCUUUGAGCGAGCAAUCGUGUACGAUAUGCGGACGAAAGAGAGACGCUGGCUCAAUGACGCAACCAUAUUCAACGCAAAUCACUCAGAAAACGAAGAAUUCGCUUUAGGUUUGCGCGAUGCGGAUACUCACGAACCCGUUGAAUUGGUUGCAGUGGCUGCCCUUUUUAGACAUGGUGAAACACGGGCGAGACGAAUCCCCAAGUAUCUCAUCAAAGGCGCCGUUUUACCGGAAAAGAGAGUCGAGGACAACUCCAAAUCGGAUUUAAUACGUUGGCUGAACGUGCGUAGGAACGAUCGCCGCCGCGGAUGUCAGGAUAUUCGGGACAAAGAUGUCAUCAUCUCAGAGGUCAUACAGAGGAUGGAGCUUGAGCGUCGGUACGAGGAGCUAGAUAUCGACGUCGACGGCGACGUCCAGGAUCCAGAAGGGAAAAGUCUUCAUACAUAUUUGGUUCAUCAUUUUCAUCUUCCGGUGACGCAAUUCCCUGAGCUAGAUCCCGAUCUGGACGCACCAAUGGAUGCUGAAGUGUGGAGCACUGACGUUGAGCUUUUCCGCGAGACGUCACCGCUUAUGGGUGAGGACAUCAUCACGACGUGGCUCGCGGGGAUGUCCGUUUACGGCGACCCGGUUCGAUCCAAAGCGUAUCGACAAGGAUACGCACGAAUACACGCCCGGACGCCCCUUCCGAUUCGUUUUGCGCACGUGGGGCAUCCGUGGAUGCAAACUCACUUCCGCGUGUGGUUCCGAGUUGGUAUUCCGGCAUCACUCAAAGCAGAGCGUUAUGCCGUCGCUGUAUGCUUGUUAUGCAAGUAUGGGUGCAUCGACGAAGAAACGAAUGAACAUGUCCAUGACCAUGUCGUCAGUGUCGAGCGUGGGACGUGCGCGUGCAAGGCGGGAGCGGGCGGAGACUUCGGAGGGUGCAUCCAUGUCAUCGCAGCGCUCUGGUAUUUUGCCAAGUUGCAACGACCAGCUGAUCCAUGCACGUCGCUCGAAAGUGAGUGGUUCGGCACGAGUGGCGAAGGGGAUCCGAUGAAUCGCAAAAAUCCUCUUAGCAACAUUGACUUUAAUCGAUUCGAAGCUGGGCGCGCAAAGCGACGAUGCACUGUGGACACUCGCGGUGACGGUGAUUUGGAGCUCCCUGAAGUUGCACCUGAUGUAAGCGCGAUGUGGUCGCGAAACAAGCCAUCAACACUUCUCAGGGAGUAUUUCGACGUAUAUGAAAAAGAGAACAAUCACAAAUGUACUUUACACAGGGUUACAGACGCGUGCGAGACGCGGAAUCUACCUUAG